Molecule: messenger RNA, 756 nt
Organism: Morchella importuna
Lineage: Eukaryota; Fungi; Ascomycota; Pezizomycetes; Pezizales; Morchellaceae
Exons: 2
Coding region: 1-756 (251 amino acids)
Source: RefSeq, a predicted model, not a curated record
AUGAAGAUCACCGCCCUCGCCUCCCUCAUGACCGCUGGUCUCCUCGCCACCGGCGCCCACGCACACACCCGCGUCUACGGUGUCUGGGUCAACGGCGUCUUCCAAGGUGAUGGCCGUGGCGUCUACGUCCGCUCCCCGCCCAACAACAACCCCGUCAAGGACAUCACCAGCAGCGCCAUCAACUGCAACGUUGCCGGUACCAGUGCCGUUGGCGGCUCCGUGACUGUUGCGACUGGUGCUACGUUCGAGUUCGAGUGGUACCAUGAUGUGAGGAGUGAUGAUAUCAUUGCUGCUUCCCACAAGGGCCCCGUCCAGGUCUACAUCGCCCCCGCCUCCAGCAACGGCAACGGCGCCGUCUGGACCAAAAUCGCCUCCGAGGGCCUCAGCGGCGGUGUCUGGGCCGUCGACAAGCUGAUCGCCAACAAGGGCCGCCACAGCGUCACCAUCCCCAGCUGGCUCAAGGCCGGCGACUACCUGAUCCGCGCCGAGAUCAUUGGCCUCCACGAGUCCGAGGUGGCCUACAGCGCCAACAGUGCCCGUGGCGCACAGUUCUACCCUUCGUGCACGCAGAUUAAGGUUACUGGUAGCGGUACUACUUCGCCGUCGCAGAACUAUGCAAUCCAGGGAGGCUAUUCGUAUUCUGAUGAGGGUAUUGUGUUCAACCUUUACUUCAACCCCUCAGGUACUUACACUGCUCCUGGUCCGGCCGUCUGGAGCCCGGGUGCGGCGAAGAAGGCGAGAAGCUUUGAGGCUUAG